AUUCACUAUAUCUGGUCUCCCACAGUACGAACUGCAUGGAAAUACAAUUAUUUUAGUAAAUAUAAACUGCUAAAUACAUUUCCUCAUCAGCAGUUAGAGCUUGUCUUAGCACAUGUUAAAGCUUGUAGGAGGAGUUUUUAUUCUCCUCUAGGAGGAUGCCAAACCCCUGACCUCUGUCUGGACAGUGCUGAUCGGCCCCGUGCUGAUGCACUCUCUCAAAAAACAAAAAAACCUCUCUAGCAAUACACACUAAACUGAGCAUGUGCAGAGUGUUUCCACACCAUAUGUCUUAUCAGGAGAUAAGAGGAAGACACUGGAAGAAGGGGAGGAUCAGAGAAGUCAGGAUCAAACAGCAUUUUUACACAAUGUGGAGGAUUAACCCCUUAGGUUUCACAGUGAGUAUAACAAGCACGCUUUACUGCAUAAAGAGACUGAUUUUACUGUUGUGGGUU
Staurois parvus is the source of this 452-nucleotide messenger RNA. The record is from the annotation of a GenBank genome assembly. NCBI's taxonomy places the organism in Eukaryota, Metazoa, Chordata, Amphibia, Anura, Ranidae.